ACAUUCUCCUUUGCCCAAAAAACGGUUUCACUGUUUCGCAUUUUUGUUUUAUUUAUUUUUUUCUUUUUCAAUUUGAUUCUUCUUCUAUGUGAAGCAUCCUUGUUUGUGUUAUGCUCAAUUAAUUAUUCGAGGCCCACACUCGCCCUUGCAUUUGAAACUCGGUCCCUGGUGUUCCGUUGUGUAGUAAAUACAGUGUGUGGGAUUUGAUAGUGUUGUUGAUGGAUGGAUGGAUAGAUAGAUGAAGAAGAACUCGAGAGGGUUUCUAGAUUAGUUAAGAAUUAAUGAUGGGUGAGUUUUACUUUCAUAGUGUAUUUGACAAAGACGGUGAUGCACAAGUGGGUGCAUAUGCUGAGCCUCAGGGUGCAAGUUCUAGGGUGCACAGGCGCUCUAACAGUGCUUCUUCUGACAGGAACCUGAAAUUUUCAAGAGGUGUAGUUUUGCAUCCUUUAGAGAAAGGCCAUGAUGAAUAUCUUGUUUCACCAACUUCAGUGUCGACUUCCAGGGUACCAAGUCCUUUACAUGACAACCUCACCUGUAACAAUAAAACUUUUUCAAAUCAUAGAUCAUCAUUGGAAAAAGAUGUUGAGCAGCUACAGCUACGCCUACAGCAGGAAAAAUCUAUGCGUAUCUUGCUUGAGAAAGCAAUGGGCCGUGCCUCAAGUACUUUAUCACCUGGACACAGGCACUUUGCUGCUCAGACAAAAGAUUUAAUUGCUGAAAUUGAGUUACUUGAAGAAGAAGUUACAAGCAGAGAGAAACACGUGCUUGCCAUGUAUAGAAGUAUUUUUGAACAUUGUGUUAGCCGGCCACCUUCUGAACAAAAUUCUGGGGUGGCUUCACCUGCUCACACAAAGCAUGAAUCUAGGAGGCAUCCAAGUAUAAUUUCAAGUGCUUUCUGUUCGUCAAAAAAGUUUCCCAUGAGACCCUUGCAAGCUCUGGUUUCUAACAAUGACUUGAAGAACAGAAUCUUUGGGUCAAGUUAUCCUCCUUUAUCUUGUGGCAAGGGCAAAGUUUAUUUUGGGAAGACUUGUCCUGAUUCCACUAAGGUUCAUGAGAAGUUUACCAAAAUGGAGAAAACUCCAGUAUUGCGAACUUUAAAGGAUCAUCUAAACUUGUGCCCGAACAGGCUUUCUGAGGAGAUGGUAAAGUGUAUGGCAACUGUAUAUUGCUGGCUCCGUAGUGCAACCUCUGUAAAUACUGAAAAGAGUAGGUCAUCCACUCAUGCUGUACGGCCAAGACAUGGUAUUUUUGUAGAGGAUCGGGACUGUUCUUACAAAUCAGUGGUGGAAAUAUCUUGGAUUGCUACACGUAAACGUCAUUCUUCACAUGCUUCUUACGCCAUUGACAACUACAGAGUACUAGUUGAACAGCUCGAAAGGGUGAAUAUCAGUCAAAUGGAACAUGAUGGACAGAUUGCGUUCUGGAUCAAUGUGCAUAAUGCUCUUGUGAUGCAUGCAUAUUUAGCAUAUGGAAUUCCCCAGGGUUCUCUGAAGAGGCUGGCCUUGUUUCACAAGGCUGCUUACAAUAUUGGUGGUCAUAUCAUAAGUGCAAAUGCCAUUGAACAAGCAAUAUUUGGCUUUCGAACCCCCCGCAUUGGACGGUGGCUCGAAAGCUUUGUGGCUGCAGCUCUGAGGAAGAAAAAUGGUGACGAAAAGCAGUUUAUCAGCUCAAAAUUGUAUAUUAAUGAUUUUCAACCCCUUGUUUGUUUUGCCCUUUGCACCGGGGUUUUGUCUGAUCCUGUGCUAAAGGUCUACACUGCAUCAAAUAUAAGAGAACAGCUGAAUUUUGCCAAAAGGGAGUUUCUUCAAGCAAAUGUAAUUGUAAAGAAGUCAAGCAAAGUUUUUCUCCCUAAAUUGGUGGAAAGAUUUUCUAGAGAAGCGUCAAUCAGUCUAGAUGAUCUCCUUGGAUGGGCAAUGGAAAGUGUUGACAAGAAACUCCAUGAUUCAAUACAGAAGUGCCUUGGUCGUAAAUCCAAUAAAAAGUCAUCUCAGAUCAUCGAAUGGAUACCUUAUAGUUCUCGGUUCAGGUACAUGUUGUCGAAGGAUCUAAUAGACAAGCCAUGGUGGGUAUGAUUAUGACAUCUUACUGCAAUGAAGAGGUCAUUUACUUCUUUUAGACUUCACUGUUCUGAGGAAAGCGAGGAAGCUAAUUGUAGGUGUUCAUAGAAAUUUCUUGUACAUUUUAACACUAAUUUUUUCUUGUGUUAGAUUUGGUACUUACUAUCUAAAUAUUUUUAUAAAUGUAGCCGCCUAACUUGGAAGUUGUAGAAUAUAAUAAUAAACGGUAAUAUGUUCUUGGUGGAUGUAGGUGAGCAGAAGUAUAGAAAUGUUGAUCACACUACUACCAUAUAUGGUUAAUUUUUUCUAUCCUAAAAUCGUAAGGUCAAGUAUAUCUAAUUGUUUUGCUCUGGCAACUUCAGUGUCACAUAAAGCAUACUUGGAUUUAUUUA
This is a messenger RNA of Vigna angularis (adzuki bean), 2449 nucleotides long. RefSeq lists its product as uncharacterized. The record is from RefSeq and is a predicted model, not a curated record. The coding region runs from base 282 to 2072 and encodes 596 amino acids. Lineage: Eukaryota; Viridiplantae; Streptophyta; Magnoliopsida; Fabales; Fabaceae. The transcript has 11 exons.